Drosophila sechellia is the source of this 2881-nucleotide messenger RNA. RefSeq lists its product as uncharacterized. The coding region runs from base 80 to 598 and encodes 172 amino acids. The transcript is spliced from 4 exons. The record is from RefSeq and is a predicted model, not a curated record. Lineage: Eukaryota; Metazoa; Arthropoda; Insecta; Diptera; Drosophilidae.
GUGCCAGUUGUCAAGCCAAGCAGUCCGGAUUCGCGCCUGCAGCUGUCAGAGCUCGGGAAUCGCAAUAGAAGUCAUCGCCAUGAAUCUGCCGCACGGACUGUCAAAAUCCCUACUUCCAUUCACGGUGCUCGGCGUCGUCUUAAUGUCAGCAGCCUUCUCGAAUGUAUAUAUCUUGUAUUUUGCAGCGCUCGAUUGCUAUGUGUGCACCUAUUUGAACGCUUACAGUGAUACCUCCUGUCUGAAGAACGCCAGUGCUGUUACUGUGCUCAACUGCACCAAGAAAUACUGUGUGACAAUGCGCGUGGAAAUGCGGCGUAACUCGAGCAAGGUGAUGUCCUUCCAGCGCGACUGCCAGGACAAGCCGAUGAUGCUGUAUGGCAAUAAGCCAGAUGAAACGUUUCGCACUUAUUUCACAUCCUGCCAACAGGACCGCUGCAAUGGACACGAUGGUCGGGUUAGAAACUCGACAAAUGGAAGUGGUGGCAGCGGCAUACACAACGCUAUUAUUCCUGGAAAAAGUCCUGGUCAGGUCGUGUUUCUUAGCCCCUGGAUAGCUAUCGUUUUGAUUAUCGUGGCACUUUGCCAGUUUCCACAGUGAAUAGAAAGCUUUCAAUACCCUACCAAAAUGUCUUUAAAAAUGGUAGCAAGAUAUCGGUUAAAUGCAUACUGCCAUGUAUUUUGUAUUCAAAAUUGCGACGUAAUUAUUUAAAUUAUUCACUGCUGAUUUGAGUUGCUUGACCCAUUGGAAAACCCACUUCCAAAAGCACGAGUAUAACAAGGGUUCGCUUUAUCCUACUACAACAUCUAAUUGCAAUUAAAGUUGCUUUUUUUUUGUGAUAAAGCCAGAUACCUUUUAACUAAGUAGGGUCUGCCGAUAACCAAUUACAAGGCCAUUAAACGGGGCCACACCAACUAAUUGCUGCGGUUUGAGGCCAGUUGCAGGCGUUGACAAAGUUUUGCGUGACUGCGAUCCAGGAUGCAGGAUGUAGGAUACAGAUGGGCCCAUGAAACCUCAACGGUAAUUGCAGCGACCGCCAGGCUUUUAGGCCAACAUCAUUGGAUCAAAGGUCGCCUUUGAGUUCCGGCAUGUCCACGCGCUCAAGAACGACUAUGAAUUCCAGCUAAUGACACCAAAUGGCGACGCUAAUGGCGUUUUUCUAAUGGAUUCGCUGACAUCUUUACGCGUUGAUAGUGGAAAACUCAAGUGCGAUUGGCAAAAAUCUAAUGUAAAUUCGUUUGAAGGCCGGACCGCCAAAAAUGCAGGCCAGUUAGAGGAUGCCUUGUAGCCUCGCGAAUCGACUAUAAUUUUGGAUAAGCAAUCAGUUCGACUGAUUGUUUGUUUGCCUUGCCUCAUUUGUGUUGCACCGAAUAAAUCUGAGAGCUUUCCCGAGUCCUUGACUUCUUGGGUACACAUUUCUGAAUUUGUGUUUGCCGAGCUCAACGCAUUAAAGUACCCAUGUGUAAAACGCCCGCCCGUUUUCAGUUCCCAGUUUCGUUUGACACGCUUUUGGCGCUGGCUAAAAGCAAACAACAAACAAACAAACAAACAGCUGCGACAACAACAAGCACAACGGCCAAGUUUACCCGCCCCCAUCUGACAAGUGCGAAGUGGGGUGGUGUAAAGGUGGGGAGUAGGCGGUUCCGCCCCUUUCGCAUUUCCGGUUUAACUCCCUUCCGGCCAGACAGCAAAAAUCGAAACUCAAUCCCGAAGUGGACAUGUGCUCUGCAAAAUUGAAUGACACGCCGGUUUGCUCCACUUUUUUCUUUCUCGAACAAGCCUUCACUAAAAUAAUUCAAUUUGAAUAUUAAUGUGUUUUAAUUUUGGAUGGAGUGGUGACCAUAGCUUGCCAUACAUAUGGAUGUAUCGUUAAUAAUAAAAACCGUCAAAGAUGAUAAAAGAUUUUAAUAACAAAAAGUUGAGUACAUAGUAUAUAUGUGGCAACCUGCUCAUAGCAUCAAUUUUUAAAUUUAAAAUUUCUUUCCAUAGAAAUAAAAUACACACGAAGAAGUUUGUUUAAUCACAACAUAUAAUAUUUAUUAAACAAAAACUCGCGCUUGCAAUUCUUAAAACAUGAAAGAUAAGGCAACUUUUUUCAUUAAAAGAAGGCAAGUUGCAGGUCCCAAAAUGUGGAACGGUGCCUAAUUAAAACGUUUUUGGUCUCAUCAAGUUAUACAAACAAUUAUACAAAAUUUUUCGUAAAUUAAGAGGGCGGCAGGAAUGCCAACAUCAAGGUGGCAGGCAGUUUUCGGGAACGGGGCUACUUAAGAGAUGCCACCAUUUCGGAGCAGGAAGUAAUUUUUACUCGACAAAUAUUGACUUGAUCCCAAUAAGAAGACAGCGCCGAGAAAUAUCAUGAAAGCAUUCCGCCUCCACCAAACUGAGGUGAUCCGAUCCCAGCGAUGUGUGGGUGGCGCAAAUGGCCGGUGGAGGAUGAAGAUGUGCACUUGGCGGUGGCCACCGCAACGGACCAUAAACAACGGAGACACACGAAAAUGGGCAGCGGUUGUGGUUCACUUUUUCCCCAUUCGCAUUCGCAGUUAUCCAGCCCCCACAGAGAGCUACGGGAAUUUUACCUUACAGCCUGCACUGAGAGAAAUUACCUAUCGCAAGGUAAAAUUUCUGAAUUAAGUUACGUAACAAAAUGGUCGAAAUAUAUCUAAAAAUAUAUAAUAUAAUAAUAAACAUAAAAUAGUAUUACUACUAUUUAAUCACAAUAGAAAGGGCAACGUAGUAUGCAUUUUAAUACAAAUUAAAAUUGAAUUAAAUAGGAUACAAGAGACUGCAUAAAAAAUUAAGAUCAAGAUGAAAGGGACACUUAAUAUAAAUAUUUGUUGCUCCGACUGCAUCAGUAGCCAUUCAAAUAAAACAAAGAACAUAAUU